CCGGGUGCAGCAAAACGUUUGCAGGUGACUGGAUAGCUACGCGCCGCUUGGCACUGUGACGACCUCAAAAGUACCACCAGUAGUUUCUCCCAGGCUCUUGCUUGCCAUCUACCAUAAUUAGACAAGCAUAGGCUUGCUUUCCCGCGCUUUCCCAAAGCAAAAAGGUGCUUUUCGCAGAAGAAAACCGUUUUUCUGCACCUCUUUCACGUACCCAUUGGCGAGAUCGCCGCUACUUCCGCCUGUCCUAGUUGCACUCUUCCUGUCUCUCUUGUCUCGUGCUCGCACACGGAAGCAAGAACGGUCAAGAGCAGAUAUAACAGUCUUUUCUGUAUCACCCUCUCUACGAGGUGACUCUCUGAUUUACUUCUUGUCAUUCACCGUUAACUACCGAGACCGAUUUGCCCGGUCUGCUCCAGGUCACCUCCAGCGGAAAGAGAAACUCAUGAAGUGUUGGGUCACCUACGCUGUCGUUCUGGUCGUCAGGACGAAACAUGAUUAUUCCACAUGAGUUAUGUUCCAAGCGUAAUAUAUGGAUUACUGCUAUCACUUCUAUUAACAUCGAGAGAAAAUACCACUCAGACGUUAGUACGAUCAGUACCGACUUUCGGGAAGUAACUAACUCCGGAAAUCAUUUAUAAGCCUUUAUGCGAGCUUUCUCGCGAGACUUUGAAGAUGUCGGGGGAUCAUCGCAAUGGAUCAGGAGCAAGCGAGUCCUGUACUCGCAAGAAGAUCCGUUACAUGCAAACGAAAGGACCUCCUGCGUCGGAGCAGGUGAAUUUGCGUCUAGGUUACCCUGCGCCUCUCGAGCUCCCCAUCAAAGGUCUGAGAAAGGCCACUGCUGCAAAAAUGGCAGAAGACGAUCCCGAGUUCUUCAUGUACGGCGUGCCGGAAGGAUUUCUCGAGUUCCGAGAGAGCCUCGCGUCCUUCCUAAGUGAGGAGUAUGGAUUCCCCGUGUCUUCAGACGAGUUGAUGGCCGUGAAUGGCUCCUCGGGAGCACUCGACCUGAUCUGCAAGGUGUACACCCAAGGGGGUGACGUCGUGUUUACAGAAAACCCGACUUACUUUCUUGCCUAUCCGACUUUCCGCGACUAUGACCUCAAGCCCAUUGAGGUUCCUAUGGACCAAGAUGGAGUGAACAUCGAGGCUUUCGAGGAACUCCUGCUCAAAUACAAGCCUAAACUGUUCUACACCAUUCCCGUGGCUCACAAUCCCACAGGUCGAACGACAUCGUCGGAGAAGAGAAAGCGAAUUGUGGAACUGGCAGUAAAGCAUAACUUCAAAGUCGUCGCCGACGAGGUAUACCAGCUGUUGUGCUUCGAGGGUGUCGACAUCCCUCCUCCCUUUGCCGCCUUUGACCACAACAAUGAGCACUGCGUUAUCUCCAUUGGAUCCUUCAGCAAGAUUCUCGCACCUGCCCUUCGGCUAGGAUGGCUCCAGGCGCAUCCUUCGCUGCUAAAACCGAUCCUCGCCUGUGGGAUGAUUGAGUCUGGAGGCUGCCUUAACCCACUGAUCUGCGGCUUCGUCCAGAAAACCAUUGAUAUGGGCAUCUUGAAAGAAAACGUCGUGGCUACUCGGCGCGCUCUCUUCGGAAGAUGCGACCGUCUGAGGGCCUCCCUCCGCAAAUACAUGCCCAAAGAAGCAUCGUUCGAAGAACCCAUUGGUGGAUAUUUCUUGAUUGUGAAACUCCCAGAAGGAAUCAAAUCGCUUGACCUUCUGGAGGAAGCAAACAAGAACCACAAAGUGUCAUUUUUGCCCGGAACGUCUUUCGGAAAGGGUUUUGAUGACUACAUUCGUCUUUCCUUCUCGUACUACUGUGGGGACGACCUUGAGACAGGCGUGAAGCGCAUUGCUGAUGCUCUGAAUGUUCUUAUGAAGAAACAGGGUAACGCGGCAACUGAGGAGGCAUAAGGAGAAGAUGAACUGGAAGCAAGGACCUCUCACCUUUCGAGGAACUAGCGCCUGAAAGUUCAUUGCCUCACUGUUUAGCCGCAACAUUUAGAGAAGCAGAUGCCAGUAGAGCAAUACUUGUUGAUAUGCACGUGCAUGCAUUCAAAUGUGGGUAACUACACAGCAAUAAAAAGAGAAGAGCGGAAAAUGCAACUGCCGUUUCUGGCGUAUUGCCAAUGUUGUACGCCUGUCGUCUGGCAUACACCGCUUGCGCGAGUGGGCAACAUGGUCCUCCGUGGUUGAGAGCCUAGAACACCGGACACGGCCAAGCGGUGGCGUGCAUGGAAAUCCUGAUGAUCCCCCGAUCGACCGCUGACCAGCAAGGCACUUUUCUUAUUGAGCAUCAGGGAAACGGUAGGACACAUAAGUACGUGAUUGACAACAACAAGAAGGAAAAACAAGGAGGCAAGAUAAGUCAGAAUCUGUUAACACGAGCCGUGUUGUACCUCUAGUGCUUUGGAGUGCGCAUCAGUGUUAUCUCACAGCGUAAACUGAACGGACAGUGAUUUCCGCGUCCGCUCCGAUGUACCCGACGAUAAUACGUCUUACGUAUAUUCACAGGAAAUGAGACUUCUCAGUGAAGUCAUACUCUGUGCUCAACUGUCGGUAAUGGUGACACUACCUACUCCCAGGAGAAACGGUUACCAACAAGUGGUAAACUCCCGCCAGUUUGAUAAAAAGACGAGUUUCUCGACGUAGAAAUUGGGGAGAAGGGUGCUCAUCCAUGAACGCGCACGUCUGCUUCAUCUUGUCGCCCCAACGCAUGUAUCCCCUUUCUGCCAUUCGAUUGUGAAGACUAUCAGGUGUGGC
Messenger RNA from Toxoplasma gondii ME49, 2757 nucleotides. Its product is annotated as aminotransferase, putative. Gene Ontology annotation, molecular function: pyridoxal phosphate binding; L-2-aminoadipate:2-oxoglutarate transaminase activity. Gene Ontology annotation, biological process: biosynthetic process. Bases 673 to 1908 code for a protein of 411 amino acids. Lineage: Eukaryota; Apicomplexa; Conoidasida; Eucoccidiorida; Sarcocystidae. The transcript is spliced from 11 exons. The record is from RefSeq and is a predicted model, not a curated record.